CUACGUCGGUCGUGCGGGCGUUUUUCGCUAUUCGCGCGUGGAACAGACAUUUUCGUGCGAAAUUAGAAAAUGUUUAUUACGCCAAACAACACAAAAGCCACAACGUAACAAAACAACAAACAAGCGAAAUAGAGAGAGAAAGCAGCUGCAGCAGCGUCAAGUGCGUGUGUGUUUCAAAGAUAAACUCCACAGGGCCCAAGAAGCUUCGGAUACUGCUUCACAUUCUACACUAAUAAGCAAUCAGCAAAAUAAAUCAGCUACAACAUGCGCUUUGAGCCGUUGGGCCAGAAAAUGUUCACGCGCCGAAAUUGGCUGUUGCGCUGCAGCAUUCUGAUAAAUGUUGCCGUCAUUCUGUAUAUUGGUAGUCAGCUGAUGAUUGGCGGCGGCAAUAAUUUCGCCAAUGGCGGAAGCUUUAUGCUGCAGGAGCAGCAACAGCCCAUGGUGUCGGCGCUACAAAUGGCAGCAGCGUCACAAGUGCCACAGCAGCAGCCAACGCCCAAGAAUCAGAAUUCCGCAGCGAUAUUUGAGGCAGAGGAGCGACUGCUGGCGCAUGCGGAUGCCACAGGCGCAGCAGAGGUGGCGGCAGCAGCAGCAGCGGCAGCAGCUGCGGCGGCACAAGCAGCUGAGGCGGCGCUUCCUGUUCCAGCGAACGACAGCGGUGGAGCACCCAGCCUGACCGAUCCCAACCAGCUGAUUGGGAAUAUCGGUGCAGGCGGCAAUGCGGUGCCAAAUCCCGAACUUAACAACACACAAUCCGACAGCUACAUCGUCACCGGAGACGAGAAGGAGCUGGAGGAGCGCGUGAGAUCGCUGAUCAAUUGCUACGAUCGUGACUAUCAUCAGCAGACGCUGCAACGCGGUGACUUUUGGGUGCUGCAGAACUACGUGCGAGCGGAGCACGGCGAGGUCAAGUGCCACGAAUCCAUCACGUACACCACCCAUGCGGAUUACACGUUCCUCGACAAUCUCAUUCCGCUGCUGGAGCGUUGGAGUGCACCCGUGAGCAUAGCCAUGCAUGCGCCGGGCACAGAUUUCCAGCCCACCGUGGACUCCAUUCGAUAUCUGAGGGAGUGUCUGCCGGGCAGUCAUCUGGUGCGUGCCUACACCACUUUUCACAUAUACUUUGGCACAAAGCACAUACCCCGUGCGGUGCCCAAGCCCCAGGAUGUUUUCAAGACGGGCUACAACUGCACGUUGCCGCCACCGUACUUUAACAUCACGUCGGGCCAUCUGUAUAAGGCACAGAAGAAACUGUUGUAUCCAGUGAACGUGGGUCGGAAUAUAGCACGCGAUUCUGCACUGACGCACUUUAUUCUGGCCUCGGACAUAGAGCUGUAUCCGAAUCCGGGUUUGGUCAAGAAGUUCCUUGAAAUGAUUGCUCGGAAUGAGCAGUAUUUAAGGAGGAAGGCGCCAAGAGUAUUUCCCCUUGCCAUCUUCGAGGUGGAGGAGAGUUCCCCUGUGCCUCAUGACAAAACCGAGCUGCAGGAGUUCUUGCGCACAGGCAAGGCGAUACCCUUCCAUAAACGCGUCUGUGCCAGCUGCCAUGGUGUGCCCAAGUCCAAGGAAUGGAUGGCGGCCAAUGAAACGGAUGAAUUGAGUGUGUUUCACAUAGGCAAACGCACUGGCUACUAUAUCCAUUGGGAGCCCAUUUAUAUAGGCACCCAUGCAGAUCCCCACUACGAUGAGCGGCUCAGUUGGGAGGGCAAAAGUGACAAAAUGCCACAGGGCUAUGCGCUGUGCGUUUUGGAUUAUGAAUUCCAUAUAUUGGAUAAUGCAUUUUUGGUGCAUAAACCGGGCAUUAAAGUGCUGAAAAAGGAUAAUCGACGUGCCAUGUUGUCGGGCAAGACGAAUCAACUGAUACGAAAGAUCAUUUAUCCCGAACUUAAGAUCAUGUAUGGCAUGCGCAAGGGUUGUGGCAUAUAGUAACUAAUUCUAAAGCCGGAUUUAAGCGGACUGAGAGCCAAGGCAAAGGCGAAAAGACUACAGCAACAACCAGCAACACUAUUACUAUUUGCAAUGCCAUAGAUGCAGAAAUGUAAAGAUAGAUUUUAUCUAUCCAAACUAUGGCAUUAGAUGCGCCCUACAAGUGCGCGUCUCUAAAAAAUAUUAGCUAGAGACUUAGCCCUAGGACUUAAUAGAGGCAGAGAGAUGAAGCAUUAGCGUAGAUAGGCUUUAGUAUAUCAGAUCUGUUUUUCCAGGGUAUGGGAUCAGCCUUCAGUGAUCGAGUGAUCGUAAGAGCAAGAGCCCGGCUUAAGUACGUUAAACGUAGUUCGAUUUAUGUGUGUUCUUUUUUUGAAUUCUGCUCCGUAAAAUCGGUGGAACCAGAAGGGGUAGUAUGGUUCCUACUUGCAUACUUCCUUCAUCUAAGCUUCCUGUAAAUAUUAUUCAUUACCGUAGACAGACACUCGAGGAUUUGGUUGGAUAAAUAUCUCUAAUACGAGUACUACUACUCAUAGGCAGUCAUUAUUCAAUUACUAUUAAGUUAAGCGUUUACUCUAGCCUCUUUACAACUAAGUUUAUAUUUUAGUUUAGCCGAAUUCAAACCCAUAAACAUUCACAAGAGUUGAGUUGAGUUUUGUUUGUUCUUUUUUAAUGUCUCUUUUCGAAAUACUCAACUUUUUGUAUGCCAGAAACGAGAGAGAUGAGAUCUAAAUAUUUUGUUAUGGUUUGUACUGUUCUGAAGCUUUGUCUUGGGCCAUAACUUGUAGGUACUACAUUUCUGUUUUAGGCCAAUAUUAUUUAUGCAUAUGGGCAAUUGUAGACUUAACUGCAAAAGACCAAAACGUAGCUACUCAACAACUUCGCAGAGAAAUGUUGAAAAUAAAAACAAAACUACGUGUUACGCAUAGACUUUUGAGAGUUGCUAAAAAGAAAACAAAAUUAGAGGGCUACCAGCAAAAAAAAAACACAAGAUGAAAAACAAAGAAAGCAAAUGCAACCGCAUUGCAGUUAAUGCAAAAUUGAAAGAAAAAAAAACACAUUUCAAUAAGCGUAAAUGGAAAAAAUAAAAAACCGUGAUAUUUGUACUAGUAAAAAGAGAGACGGGAGAGUCGCCAGAGAUGGGAUGGAGGGAGAAACGUUAAAUGUGUAAGCGACAAAUGGUCAAAACAGAGAAGAAAACAUUAAAUAAAAAAAUCCAAACUUAAAAUUAGUUUUGUAUAUGUUUUUUAUUAGUGUUGAACAUUAAGUCAAACUUGUGCACAUAUAAAUGUUAAAAACAUCAAGACAAAAAAAUCGAAACUAAAUCGAAACU
This is a messenger RNA of Drosophila subobscura, 3253 nucleotides long. Its product is annotated as beta-1,4-glucuronyltransferase 1. Lineage: Eukaryota; Metazoa; Arthropoda; Insecta; Diptera; Drosophilidae. The record is from RefSeq and is a predicted model, not a curated record. The transcript has 8 exons. The coding region runs from base 265 to 1923 and encodes 552 amino acids.